This is a messenger RNA of Helianthus annuus (common sunflower), 755 nucleotides long. RefSeq names its product coiled-coil domain-containing protein SCD2. The coding region runs from base 220 to 726 and encodes 168 amino acids. Gene Ontology annotation, biological process: cytokinesis by cell plate formation. The record is from RefSeq and is a predicted model, not a curated record. Lineage: Eukaryota; Viridiplantae; Streptophyta; Magnoliopsida; Asterales; Asteraceae. The transcript has 7 exons.
UUAGGGUUUCUCUUCCUCCCUCUUCUCUGAUUCUUAUUCUUCUUCCCUCAUUCAAUCUAGCCUCCAUCUUUCUAUACACGCUAAUCCUUACCCACUCCAUUUCUCAUAUGAAAACCCUAAAGUUAAUGGUUGAAGGUUUGCUCUUCAUUCUAUUUUCAUAUUCCAAGUGGUGCUUCUGACCUAAUUCCUUAUUCUAAUCAAGAUUUAUUUGUGUCCUCAAUGAAGUCGCAAAUCGAAUGGGUACAACCCUCUCUUUCUCUGCAUCCGGUUAAUCAAUCAAUUCUGCUAGCUAGGACCAGAUCAGAGGAAACUCAGCCAUCGCGGGUUACAUCCGCAUUGAGUGGAGUGCCAUCAAAAUCAAAUAGCAUGCUGCCAUCGUUACUGCCAAGCAAAGCAUCUUUGAGAACCCCAAUGGUUAUUCCUCCAAUUGAUCCUCCAAGCAAGAAACAAACAAACAAAAUGUUCCCUAUGGAACUGGGUGAAAAUAACUCGAAAAAUGCAGAUGGGCAAGAGGCUUCUGCACUUCGUGAUGAACUUGAUAUGCUACAAGAAGAGAAUGAGAAUGCCCUUGAGAAGCUUAGAAUUGCUGAAGAAGGUUGUCAAGAUGCAGAGAAAAGGGUUGAGGAGCUUGAGAAGCAGGUGGCUUCUCUUGGCGAAGGAAUUUCGUUGGAAGCAAAAUUGAUAAGCAGGAAGGAAGCUGCAUUGCGCCAAAGAGAGGUUGCUUAAAUUAUUAAACGUGUCUUAUUUUGGUACUU